CGGCCUCUAUUAUCUCUAAUUUCCAUUUCUAACCUCAACUCUUUAUAAAAAUAACUCGUAAUUUGGCAUUAAAUUUUAUAAUAAAAUUACAAAUUGUAUACAAUGGCAGAGAGAUAGCAUUAAUUCAAAGUGAUCAAAAACACAUUUUGCAAGUAUUACACCUACCGCAAAUACGAUGGACAUAAAAAUAUUAUAUGCAAUACGAGGUUGGAUAGUAUUUGUCGCAUUUAUGGAUUUUGGAACAGCAGUAAGAAGUUAUAUAGAGAAAAGAUCAUUUCUAAGUAAAACAAUUCAUAAUGUCGAUAACUUUGUUGAUGAAGAAUAUACUACCUCUAGAGUCUUAGGAAUGUAUUCCAUUCUAAAGGCUCUUGUUUUAGUUCAUUGUUCUCUGUAUAUACAUUAUAAGCCAUUACUUAGUAUGGGAAUUUGGUCUGUCGUAAUAACACUAAUGCUGUAUUUCACUGAAACCAUAUAUUUUAGAGCGGCAAGUUUAAAUUUCUAUGUCGUUUUCCCUUUCAUUUUAAAUGUUUUGACGUUGGGAUGUUUGAUAUAUGUACAAAAAACUGUCAGAAUGUGGGAUUCUACUUUAAGUGGAGAAGAGGAAAAUGAACAAUUACUUAAUGCAUCAGUAACUUCAAGGAAAAGGCGUCAUUGUAGGAAAUACUAGUUCCCCAGAAAUAUUUCCUUUAUAAGGAUAAUUUACAGAUAAAAUUUAUGAAUUCUUUAUUAUUUUGAACUUCUAUUUAAUAUGUCGGAUAACAUUAUAUGCUUAAAAAUGCAUGAAUAAGUUAGUGAUUUGCGAAAUUUAUAAAAUAUCUUAAAAAUAUUGACAAAUGUCAGUAGUCUUACCAAUGUGAUAGAUAACUGCACGCAAGAAACAAUAUUUUGUACUUCGAAAAAUAAAAAUAUUAAUGUCUA
Anoplophora glabripennis (Asian longhorned beetle) is the source of this 918-nucleotide messenger RNA. RefSeq lists its product as uncharacterized. Bases 176 to 667 code for a protein of 163 amino acids. Gene Ontology annotation, cellular component: endoplasmic reticulum; membrane. Gene Ontology annotation, molecular function: protein-macromolecule adaptor activity. The record is from RefSeq and is a predicted model, not a curated record. NCBI's taxonomy places the organism in Eukaryota, Metazoa, Arthropoda, Insecta, Coleoptera, Cerambycidae. The transcript is spliced from 5 exons.